GGAACGCGGGGAAAGUGCCGGCCCGGAAGCGGAACCCGCGGCCGCCCGGCGCCUUCCCGCCGGGCGCGGCAUGGCGGGGCCGGUGGACUGUCACUGCCACCUGGGCGCGCCCUGCUUCCAGCCGGACGUGGCGGCCGUGGUGCGGGCGGCGGAGCAGGCGGCCGUGUCGGCGCUGGUGGUGGUGUCGGAGCAGGCGGGCGAGUUCCGGAGCGUCCUGGAGCUGUCUGAGAGAUUCCCAGGGUUUGUCUUGCCAUGCCUGGGAGUUCACCCCGUUCAAGAGGUUUCUCCAGAGGAGCAGCGCAGUGUUACUUUGAAGGAUCUGGAUGAUGCGCUGCCUCUUAUAGAAUUUUACAAAGACAAAUUGGUGGGAAUUGGAGAAGUUGGACUAGAUUUCACUCCCAGAUUUGCCAGCACUGAUGAACAGAAGGAAGGACAAAGACAGGUUUUGAUCAAGCAGAUUGAGCUGGCAAGGAGACUGGAUUUGCCAUUAAAUGUUCAUUCCCGCUCAGCUGGAAGACCAACCAUUAAUCUCCUGAAGGAACAAGGUGCUACCAAGGUGUUGCUCCAUGCCUUUGAUGGGAAGCCGUCUGUAGCCAUGGAAGGGGUGAGAGCUGGAUACUACUUCUCCAUUCCUCCUUCCAUUAUAAGGAGUGAACAGAAGCAGAAGCUUGUGAAACAGCUGCCACUGGAAAAUAUGUGCUUGGAAACUGACUCUCCUGCUCUGGGGCCUGAAAAACAGGGUGCUGUCUUCUGCUCUUUUUCUUCUCUGAUAAAAGCUUCUGCCACUCUCCUGAGAAAAUGAAGCCAGCAAAGGCAUUAGAUCCCCCCAUUUUGAAGUUCAUCACAUUUCAUGAAGUUGUAGAUGACUUUUUGUGUGGAUUGGGUUGGACAUCACUCCAUGGAUUGUGUCCAUGCCUCAGCAAUGUGAGGAGCGGCAGAGAGCCCUUGUGCAGCAGCUGGCACAACAAAACAACUGGACCUGCCUGUGGGAGUCAGAACCUUUCAGAGUGUCUCCUUUGUACAUGGGACUUUAACUAGGCUCAACACCUGUUUCCUGCACCACAGCUCCACAGGCAUCUUCUAAAGAACACUAGUGAUUGUUUUGAAGGUUAUCUAAGCGUUCAGUGGUUUAAGAUUAAAAGAUAACCAUACUUGUGAGCACUUACGUCUAGGAGCAUGGUGUCUGCCAAAAAUGAACUAGAAAACUGUUCUUUUCCAGCUGUGCCUCUGAUGAGGAUGUGGCAGACUUCCUAGUCCUUUCCUCAAGAUUCUCCCAAAGGAGACUUCUUUUUAUGGUUCUUCAUCUUAGAGGCUCAGGGGUGCUGGUUAGUACAGACCCAGUAACAUAAGGAAUCCCAAAGUACACCUGAAAAUUAGUGAAGCAAAGACCAAGGAGUGCACUGUAACUGUGGGGGAAGAGUAGUGAAGGUAGUGAAGCAAAACAGCCACUGCCACAGCAUUACCCAGUACAGUGGAUUUUUUUUAAUUAUGGAAGAAAGUAUGGUUUUGUAAGGUAUUUUUUCUUCCUGUGGACUAUUUUAAGCAGAUAUGUAUAUGCCAAAUUAUAUUCAUCUAAUGGGGAAAAAGACAUCCUUUCCACUCAUUAAAAACCAAUAUCUUAAAAUAAAAUGUGACAGCAGAUAAUAGGACAGAAAAAAGUGCCAUGGACCUGGAAGAGAGGCAGCUGAGCAAUUGCAAGAGACUUUUCUUGUAUUUGGAAGUCCCAUUUUGGACCAGGAAGAUGCUAAAUGAAAAAUGUGCCCAUUGCCAGUCCUCUGGUGACUGGUAAGUUAAUUUGGUGGUCCUUGUCUACCUACCAGUGGGUCAAGGAAAUCUCAGCAGCCAUUUCACCAUAUGGAGGGCAGGGUUAACAAAUCCAAACUCUGCAUUUUUCAGUGCCUCUAGUACUGCUUGAAGUCUUGGAGCAUUCUCAUCCUGCUGUGAGAAAAUUUGAUACACAGGGUUUGGGUUGUUCAAUUCUGCAGCCUGAUCCCAGCUCCCUGGCUUUCAUGUGUACACUGUGGAUGUUCAGGACAUGCUGCUCCAUAACUUUGCUGGGACACAAUCUGUCAUCCUAGAAAAGGUACAAGCUGAUUAUUAUUUUUAUUUUAUUCUUAUAUUAUUAUUAUUUUCUUGCUGUUAUUUUUCCCCUCUUGCCAUUACAAGGCUUGAUCAAGUUAAUCCUUGCAGAGGUCCUGGAAGUUAUUUCAGCAGGGUUGUAAUUGGAUUGCAUGAGCCUUUGCCUUUUGCCCUCUCUUCCAAAUAUCAUUUACCAGUAUCUGAAUCAGUGUAAAAGGAAAAGUAAUACUAGCAGGGAUGAGGAAUUGGCUGUGGCUGCCAUGAAACAUAUCAAUGCCCAUGUUUCCCUUUGGAGUGAUAAUGAGACACUGGGAUUUUUUUUUAUUUUGGAAAACAAACAAACAAACAACAAGAACAACAACAACAAAAACUCCCAACAAUGAGAAGGAGAAGUCACAUAGCAGUUUGAAACUAAGCCUCCUACAGGCUGUUGUUUUGAAAAAAACCUGUCCAUCUUGAAACUAGAGACACAUUUAUUUUUCAGUAUUCCCCAGAUAAAAACAAACAUUUCCACACUUCAAAAGGGAAAGCUCAGUAUGAUAUUCUCAGUGAAACAGUUUGGUGUUUGUAAAUAAAUAACAUUUCCCAAACAUCUAGGUAUCUUCAGUUCCUCAAAAAAUACAGCCUCUGCCAAGCCUAGCCCUUGUCAGGGAGCAGUGGGAGCUCCAUCUUCACCCCUGUCCAUCCCAACAUCACCCAGCUCUGUUCUUGUCCCAGGCUCUGGCUGCUCUAUCACCCCACUCUGGUCUGAGGAAGGGGAACAAGGCCUUUUGCUUCCAGGACUGACAUUUAUCCUGGGAGUAGUUGAGCUGGCAGGAGAGUCACCAAGACUGCCAAAUCUGCCUGGGUAAAGGGAGGCAAUCAGAGCUGUCCCUGUCCCUUCACUUAGGCUGGGAGGAGGGAUGCAGGAUGGCUCUGAGCAUGGUGCUCUGAAGCUGCCAGGCAGCUCAUGGCUGUGAUGGUCUUUCACCAGCACGUGAAACUGCCCUGUGCCUCUCAGCAGCUCUCUGAGUCUGCCUUCCGGCAUCCAACAUUACCUUUGUCCUGUGCACAGCUCCCGAGGUUGCUGCACAGCCAGCAGAGAGGAGAGAGCACUCAAAGCACAGUUAUUCCCAGGACCCAAGUUAUUUCCACUUCAUUCCCCUCCUAAGGUUUCUAAAAGCUAUGAACUGUUGGUACUGUCUGAGGUCUUAAGGGACACAAAUACUCUGUUCACCCUGUGUUUGCAGUUCAUUGGAAUUGUAGGAUUAUCUCCAAAGACUUAAACAGUCUGAAUGCCAUUCUGGCAGAGCUGGGAUGUAUUUUGCAUGUUGCUGUAUGGAUUGCUGUAGUGAGACUACUUCCCAUGGGCCAUUCUCUCAUGUUUAUAGCCCCGGCUGCACUGGUGCAGAUAAGAAUAAAUGGCCUCAAGUUACACCAGGGGAGGUUUAGAUUGGAUAUUAAGAAAAACUUCUUCACUGAAAGGGUUUUUGAGUGCUGGAACAGGCAGCUCAGAGAAGUGCUGGAAUCACCAUUGCUGGAGGUAUUUAAAAGACAGGUAGAUAUUGCACUAAGGGAAUUGGUUUAGUAGUGGACUUGGGCUGUGCUGGGUUAACAGUGGGACUUGAUCAUCUUAAAGGUCUUUUCCAAAAUAAAUUCUGUCGUCCUAUAUUUAAGAGCCACAGGGUACUCACAAGACAGAUAAACGAUUUUUAGGUGGACACUACAGCUGUUGGGCUGAUCCCAUAUGACUGCUGCUCCAGUGAAACCCACCGAUGAAUGUAUUUGUGGACACCUCAGGGAUGUCAGGAGCUGGGUGAUGCUGGAGGUGCCAAGUGCCCUCCAUUUCCUGUGGUGCCACCAGGAGCUGGGCGUGGUGCUGAGCUGGACAGUGUGCAGGCUGGAGGUGGGAGCAGAAGGCCAAGGUCUCUAAACAUCUGGAUGAAGCAGAUAUUGUCACUACAUGCUUUGGGGUUGUCCUGGCACAGGAGCUGCCCACUGUCCAUUGGUUGAUAUGGGCACUAAGUUUGUCUCCCCUGACAAUAAAAGGGAGGGAAUUUUCUGUGAAAGAUUGUGGUUUGCAGCUAUUCUGAAAUAGAUUAUAUCUUGUAGCAGUGAUGCAAAAGACUACUGUUCAAAAGGGUCUUUGGAGAGCUCCUGGAGUAUUUUCCCAACACAGGAGCUGCCACAAAGAGAGUCCCUGGUGUCUGUCUGUCUGACUUCCUGUUAGAAUGAUUAACGCUGCUGGAAUGUCAAUGCAUUUGCCAUAAUGUACUCUCACAGCCAGGGUCCUGGGCAGAAAUCUUUUAUUGUUACUCAGUCUAAACAAAGAAAAAAAAAAUCCUGCUGAUUUUUAGUUAAGCUGAGGUCAGCCAGCAUCUUCCCCAUCUAAUGCAUGUAGGCCUUUAAAGGCUCUCUUCCUGCUGAUAACCUCUUCAGAGACAAAUUGGGAACUUCAAGCUAUUACUAAAUAUUUGGUUUUCCUCAACAGUAAAAGUACCAAUAUUUCUCAAGCCUGGGUGAGCAAUCUGUCUCUAAAACACAUUUUCAUGCCAGGCUCUUAGUGGCUCCAAAAUCACAUGUCCCUUCCGUUUAAUUUUCAAAGGAUCUGUGUGCAUGAACCAGGCAGGUAAAGUGUAGUGAAGGAGAGCUACACCAUGUGUUUUCAAGACCAUAAUGCUUUUUUUUGUAACUCUGAGACAUCCUAGAAGUGAAGAUGUUGUUGUUGUUGCUCUGAAAAGUGGUUUCACCAGCUGAUUGCUCACCAUUCCU
Messenger RNA from Passer domesticus (house sparrow), 4830 nucleotides. RefSeq names its product TatD DNase domain containing 3 (gene TATDN3). The record is from RefSeq and is a predicted model, not a curated record. Gene Ontology annotation, molecular function: hydrolase activity, acting on ester bonds. The transcript has 10 exons. Lineage: Eukaryota; Metazoa; Chordata; Aves; Passeriformes; Passeridae. The coding region runs from base 71 to 802 and encodes 243 amino acids.